Molecule: messenger RNA, 396 nt
Organism: Plasmodium relictum
Lineage: Eukaryota; Apicomplexa; Aconoidasida; Haemosporida; Plasmodiidae
Product: conserved Plasmodium protein, unknown function
Exons: 1
Coding region: 1-396 (131 amino acids)
Source: RefSeq, a predicted model, not a curated record
AUGAUAAAAAUAAAAAAUCUUACAGUUAUUCUACUAAUAAUUUGUUUAGUAAUAAAUAAAAUAAUAAAGUGUGAGAGAAAUUCAUUUAAAAAUGAAAAAGGAAUAACUAAAUCUAUUGAUGAUAAUAUUAUGAAUGUACUGAAUUCAGUUAGUUUAAGUCACACAAUAAAAAGAGAAAAAAAUAUCUUAAAUGAUUUGUCUAAUUAUAUGCAGUUCUUAAAAGAAUUGAGUUCAUUAGAUAUUGAAGGUAUGGAAAAUGAAGGUUUACUUAUUAUUGAUAAAAAAAAAAAAAAGGGAAAUAAUAAAAACUUUAAAAUUAAAUAUUCUUCAAAAAGAAAUUAUAAAAAUAAUAUUAAAGAUAUAAAGGAAGAAAUAAGCAAAAACAUAUAUUUAUAG